Molecule: messenger RNA, 4017 nt
Organism: Homarus americanus (American lobster)
Lineage: Eukaryota; Metazoa; Arthropoda; Malacostraca; Decapoda; Nephropidae
Exons: 8
Coding region: 231-1883 (550 amino acids)
Biological process (GO): regulation of mRNA splicing, via spliceosome; regulation of cell cycle
Molecular function (GO): RNA binding
Source: RefSeq, a predicted model, not a curated record
UGGUGAACGGCUUCAGGGAUAAACAAACUGAGUUGUGAGGCUGAGGUGUAGGUGAACGGCUUCAGGGAUAAACAAACUGGCUGGUGCCGCCGUCCUCCCGCCAACAUCCUCCAUAUUACUUUCUGCUCUUCACUGGGUAUUAAUAGUAAAAUCUCUAUUAGUUAGCUGCAAUUUACUGAUCCACGAAGAAAGGCGUUAUAUAAAAAAAUACAAUUUAAAAAAAGGAUAAUAUGCCACCAAAGAAAAAAGGGAAAUGGUUUCCACGCCAGAAAAAAGUAAUUCAAGAAAAAAAACAGGCAGAGCUCCGUGUCCAAUUCCCAGUAUCUAGUGGGUCCCAACAUAGAAAAAUAGAGGAUACUCCGGAUACUAGUACUACACAAACACAGACCUGGCCACUGAAAGAUCAGGUGCUAAGUAAACUUUCACGGCCCUGGAAAGGAAAUAAAUCACUCAGCAGUCGAUCAACACUCACCUGGGGGAAGAAAACUCCACUAUUAAACCGAGCAGCACUUACCGGGGAACAAAAUAAACCUUUAUUAAGUCGAUCACAGAAUCGGGGACAGAAUGAUGCUCCAUCUAGUCGAGUAACACAAAGUUGGGAAGAGAAGACUUCUCUGUUAAGUCGAACACAAAAUUGGGGAUAUAAUAAUAAUGCACCAACAAGUCGACUGUCACAAAGUUGGGAAGAGAAUAGUCCACUGUCAAGUCGACCAACACAGAACUGGGGGCAGAAUAGUUAUCCAUCAAGUCGACCAACACAGAACUGGGAAGAUAAUGGUCAGCUGUCAAGUCGAUCAUCACAAAACUGGGAAGACAAUGGUCCACUGUUAAGUCGAUCCACUCUGGCCUGGGGAAGUCAUCCACCAUCAGGUCGAGGAACAUAUGCUUGGGAACAGUCUAGUUCAGCGACUGGUGAACCAUCUUUGACCUGGGAACAGAAUUAUGUAUCACCAAGUCGACAAACACAAAACUGGGCACAGAAUAAUUCAUUGAUAGGUUCACAGACACAAACCUGGGAACAUAAUCGUUUGCUGAUAAGUCGACCACCACCAACUUGGGAAGAAAACAGUCUUCUGGCAAGUCAACCAGUGCAAUCCUGGGUGCAGAAUGAUUCCCUAACAGACCAACCAACAGAAACCUGGGAAGAGAACAGUUUCCUGACAAAUCGACCAAUGCAAACCUGGGGGCAGGAUAGUCUGUCAACAAAUCAAUCAAUGCAUGAUUGGGAACAAGAAAGUCUAACGAGGCACUCACUGCCAACCUGGGAAGAGAGAAAUUUGUUGACAACUAGACAGACCUGGACACAAAAUAACCAGGCAGAUCAUAUCACGAGUACAACAAGGAUGUCCAGAUCUUCUGAUUCACUGAAUUACCAAGAUUGGAGAAAUAAGGACUCACUUGGGAGACAUGGCCUGCCAUCAUCAGACUUUGGUCCUUCUAAACACUUUGGAAUGAGAAUGUUGCAGAAAAUGGGCUGGAUCCCCGGUGAAGGUCUCGGUAAAAACAAGGAGGGAAUGAUUGAACCGCUAAUGCCUGAUGCCAAUGUGGACCCAGAAGGUGUUUAUUGCCCUGGGGGAUGGACACCACAACAAGGAAAACCUGUUCAAAGAAAACCAAGGAAACUUACUGCUAAAGAUCUCUCAGGAAAGCAUCCGGUGUCGGGUCUGAUUGAGUUGUGUACAAAUCGUAACUGGACUGCACCAGUUUUUCAAGUUGUCUCUGACGUUGGCCCAGUUCACAAGAAGACCUUUAUCAUGAAGGUGAUUGUGAAUGGACGAGAAUAUACCUCAAAAGAAGAAGCGCCUUCUAAGAAACUGGCAAGAUCAAAAGCUGCCACAAUAUGUCUUCAAUCCCUUGGACUAUUGCCUAAGAAGAAAUCUUAGUGACUGUAAUAGGUUGGCAACACGGGCUAGGAAGAUUCAAGAACUUUCAUGAAGUGGCAUGUGUGUGACGCUAUAGUACGAUUUAACCAACACUAAUUUGUAGGCAGUAUGAGGUAAAGGACACUUUUUUAUUAUGUUAUUACUAUUUAGACUAUUAGCAUUAAUUAUUACUGCUCUGGUAAUUGAUCAUGAUACUAGACAUGUGCUUGAGGGUUAGGAUAGAAACACAGAGAAGUGAGUCAAGUCCAAGGACGAAAUUCCUACAUCACAAAAGCUAAGGAGAGACUGGUAAUCUCUCCUGUGUGCAUGAGUGAAAGAUAAAUACCUACUUUGUAACAUAAUCUAGCCAGGCCUGCCCUUUUUAUUCAAAUAGGUUCACGAAAGAUCAAACGUCAUAUGACGUGACCCGAAACUCUACAGACGCACAUCAUAUGACAUGACCUGAAGCCUAGUGGUAAUACUUUGUAAUGUUUUGCUUUACUUUUUAAGUUGUAAAAAAGGUUUUAGCCAUUUUACAAAUAAUUUAAUACAAAAUGUAAUACAGUCUCCAGUUUAGUCUAGUAGAAUAUUAUUUGACAAUAAAAUUGAAUGACCAGUCUGCAAAUUGGAUAUUGCACAAUGAACUAUUGUACUAAGGAUGGCAUACAGUAACUGUCAUAACUGUUGUAAAAGUUGGACAAAAUAACCCUUAAAGAAUUUUGAUUUUACUAUUUAUAAAGAAAUAUUCCUAUUACAGCACUUUAAUUAAAAAAAAAGUUAUAAAUGAACAGUGAGGACUACCUGUAAGUAUCUUUGAAUGGAAAUCACGAAAGGAUGUCAAGAAUGUACUUACUUUUUUAUGUCCCCCUCCGGCAUACACAGUCUCGAAGACGCUCUUACAAUAAUUAUUUCUUAUGUACUGCCGUCUUUUCUGCCUUCACUGGCCUAUCAUUCUUUUUAGGCUUGUGAAAAAAUCCCAACAGCUAGCUGUUAUGAGUGCUGUGAUCUAGACCUAAUAUGGUAUAUAUACCUGUAUAAUGUAGUGUGUAACAAAGGUUUAUACUGUAUAGUAUAUGAAGGAAACUCAGUUUGGGACACUACUUUAGAUUUGAGACACUUUAUACCAGACCUUUAGUAGUGCACUUUCUCCCAAUUGUGUCAGUGAAGUUUGCUCUUAAUGUCGUUUUUUCCACGUCUAUUCACUGUUUGUGUCCAGAUCAUAUGACCAUAUCACUACUGUACUAUACUCUAGUGCUCGUCCAUUUCAUACUAACUUACCUAGUCAUCAAAUUUUCUUAUGUGCUGUAAUCUAAUUUUUUAAGUCAAAUUUGAAAAUUUGCCACACACAAGAAGUCCAUAUCAGCUGCCUAUCCUCUUGAAGACAUUCCUCUAUAACAGUCAAGUUUAAUUUUUAUACAGAACUAUGUUCAUUACAUCUUCCUAUCGGCAAACAUUACCAUGAUUAUGUGGCACUUUUUUUGUUAUUUUAUGUUUUUUCUUUUCUUUUUUUAGCAAUUUUGUCAUUCCACUGAAAAUGUCCUGCUCAAACACUUAGUUUUAUCCCUUAAUAUUCUGUCUAUCCAAGCUUAUUUCUCACUGAUUUCCCUUGAAAACAGUCCUACUGAUAAUACAGUUUUUAUUCUGUUGUUUAUAUACAGUACCAAGAAAUUAUUCACAGUAGCAUACAUUUUUGUAAGUCCCAAGUUAUAGUACUAUUACUGUUGUGCAAUAAGUCAUUAGCUAGUUGUGCUCAGUCAUUUACUGCUUGGAAAUGUUGAAAUAUUCUGGUAACAUUAUAUGAUGAGCACUUAGUGCCCCAUUCUAUGCAGUGUGAAGCAAUUUCAGAAUUGAUCUUUUUGGGUUUUUCAGCACAAGAUCCUUUAUAUUUGUUAACUAAAGGAAUAAUAAUAGUUAAUGAAAAAAAGAAAAAAGAAUUCGUAACAGUGAUUAUUUCCCUAUUUAGCAUAAUGCCUUCAGUAACUGCUUUCUAGCUAUGUGAUGACUCCUCAAUACCAUUAUUAGUUUAUAUGGGUUUAGGAGUAGAUAGGGUCACAUACUGGGUCAGUUUUUUGGUUGAACAGUAAUGUAAUAUCAACUGUUAUGGACCUGCCAUUUGGGAAUCCCAGUUUAAUAAUAAAUAAGAACAAAGACUGGA